Knipowitschia caucasica is the source of this 3309-nucleotide messenger RNA. The record is from the annotation of a GenBank genome assembly. Lineage: Eukaryota; Metazoa; Chordata; Actinopteri; Gobiiformes; Gobiidae.
AUGUCCCACAGUGACACAUGUUUGCAUUUUCUCACAGGUCAUAAAUACUGGAGUGUUCAACAGCUCAAAACAAAGAGUCAUGCUGCCUCCAUCUCUGACUUUGGCUUCUCCUCCAGUGUGACUCACAUCGAUGCCGCGGUCCAUGUUAGUGAAUACAGCAAAACUAUAUUCUUCACUGAGGAUUUGUAUUACAGGUAUGAUGAACGCAAAAGAAAAAUGGACAGUGGUUUCCCUCGACACAUCCACAGAGACUGGCCCGGAAUCCCAAGCAAAGUGAACGCUGCCUUCAAGUUACAAGGGAGUAUUUUCCUCAUCAGUGGAACAAAGUCUUACCAGUACGACUACAGGAAGAACAGAGUACUCAAGAUCAUUUUGGCAAAUUCCUGGCUCGGAUCUCCAGCUAUUGCUCCAACAAUUUCACCAGAUGACCAAACAAAAGCUGAGGAUUAUAUUUAUCAGUUUUAUUCGGAUGUCGGGGUGGUGAAUGUUUCGACAAGAAGCCUCGUACAAGAUAGAAACUUCACAGAGGAGUUGCAGUCUGUGCAAACUUUCUUCGGAUUGGAGGUGACCGGCACUUUGAAUACUGAGACACUUGAAGUGAUGAAGACGCCAAGAUGUGGCGUGUCGGACAUAAGCAGAUUUCCUGGGAAACCUAAGUGGAAGAAAAGUCUCAUUACAUACAGGAUUACACAGUACACUCCAGAUCUUUCACAGAGAGAAGUUGAUGCCACAAUCGCUCAGGCUUUUCAAUUAUAUAGUGAUGUUAUUCCACUGAACUUCAAACAGAUCUCCAGUGGCAAUGCAGACAUUAUGAUCACGUUCAAGGGCAGCUCUAUUGGAGGCUCUUAUCCCUUUGAUGGCAGAGGACGGGUUUUGGCACACGCUAACUUAGAUGGGCGGAGCCAGAUAGGAGACACUCAGUUUGAUGAUGAUGAAACCUGGACUCUAACCCAAAACGAUGAGGAUGUACGUGGAGUUCAAGCUCUUUAUGGCAGAAGAACAGCAGGCCCUAAGCCCAAACCCCCUCCCGCUCCUGCCCCUCAGCCAAACCCAGAGGAAACUGAAGACCCAAACCCUUUGCCCAAUCCUGGUGCAGAUCAAUGCAGCCCCAGUUUGGUCUUUGAUGCAGUAACUUCUAUAAGAGGAGACUUCUAUUUCUUUAAAAAUGGAUAUUACUGGCUAAAGAGCGGUGCAGCCGAUGUACGCCUGGAAAGGGUUCCUUCAAAAUGGGGCCCAAUAAAUCAAGUGGAUGCUGCUUAUGAGGUCCCAAGCAAAGACACAUUUUUCAUUAUUGACGGCCGCCAGUACUGGGGUAUAGGCUACCAAUCAAGAAAUAUGAUUCCUGGCUACCCAAAACCUCUGACAAACCUCGGGCUUCCAGCUGGGCUUAGUAAGGUGGAUGCAGCAGUUCAUGUGACAAUAACUAAAAAGACACUAUUUUUUGCAAAUAAUCAAUACUGGAGCUACGAUGAGGUCAAAAAUCAAAUGGACCCUGGCUAUCCACAAUACAUUACUCAAGGUUUGCCUGGUAUUGAUUCAAAAGUAGAUGCAGUAUUUGAGUAUUACGGUUACUUGUACUUCUCAAAUGGCCCAAGGCAAAUGCACGAAUAUCCGGUGGGGUUCCACGGGUUCCGACUGACAACAAAUACGACGCUGGUCUUUUGCAAAGGGCAAAAGGCUCUUAUGGAGUCCCUCAACACUUUUGAAUCUGUUAUGGAGACCGACGGACAGGGAAACUACUCUUUAUUUCCUGCCCUGGACAAUAUUGCUAGUUUGUCUGGGACUUCUGAAACAUUGGAGAGCGAAGCUCCCAGUGAAGUAACAGAAAAGCCUAAUCUCACAUGGCUUGAUGCUGCACAGAUUGUGUUAGAAGAAGCCGGGCGGCCGAUGCACAUCAAAGAGAUCAAGCAAAGAAUCAUCGACAGGGGACUAGUUCAAUCAAAUGCAAAGUCAAGCCUGGAGGCUGUAAUGUAUCGAGAGACACAAAAAGGCAGUAGGAGAUUCAAGAGGAUUGAGAACAGAAAUGGAGUCUUUGCGUUGCUGACUGAUGAAGACCGACAUCAGCCCUAUACACCUCAGUCGUUUCUUAGCUCUCCUCAGACCACGGUGUCUUCUAGUUCUGGCUCAGGGACUUCAGCAACUGCAUUUCCCUCUCCUGCAAGUUCAUCUGAGCAUAAGAUCAAGACAAAGAGAGGGCAACGAAAAAUCCAAAAUCAAAAGUAUAAACUCAAGUAUCUACGGUUACGCAAAGCCGCUCGUACAAUGAUAUUUGAGAAUGCUGCCCUCUGUGAUGAAAUAGCACAUUUAGAAGAGAAGUUUAUAAGGGCAAAAGAAGAACGGAGAUUUUUAUUGAAGUCCCUGUUACAGUACCAAUCACUGUCAGAGAGUGAGCUCCUACCCACACCCAGCGCCAGCGUACAUGCCCCUGUUCAAAAUGUAGCCAUGACUUCAACAUCUGCUGGGACGUCCAGUAUUUCAGGAGGACACAGCCUGCCCUCUGUCCCGAUGACGGAAGAGGGUCUGUUAAAAAAGCCCAAGAAAGAAAGGAAGGAAAAAGCUAGAGAGAAUGGCAAAGAUGAAGUUUCAAGAAAGAUCUCCAAGAAGCGUAAACUUGCUGAUGGCUCUCGCAAACUGGUGCAGCCCAUCCCUCUGGACUCAUCUGGACGUCCAGUGUUUCCGAUUGUCCUGGGAGGUUUAACGAUUUACAGUUUGGGAGAGAUCAUCACUGACAGGAUGCUGUUUCACGAUGAGUGUGCCAUCUACCCUGUGGGUUUCUGCAGCACUCGAGUGUUUGCCAGCAUGAAAAGCCCUGAGCAGCAGUGUCUGUACACGUGCCAAAUCAAGGAUGGUGGAGCAGGACCACAGUUUGAAAUUGUCCCUGAAGAAGAUCCACAGAAUGCUAUUGUGGCUUCUUCCGCCAUAACAUGCCAUGCCAAUCUGCUCAAGGCUAUCGCAGCGGCCAGCUUAAAACCAGUGGUCCCUGUAAUACCGUCCGGUGCAGAUUUCUUUGGCUUCUCUCAUCCUACAAUACAAAAUCUCAUACAGAGCUGUCCUGGAGCCCGUAAAUGUACCAACUAUCGAUGGAUACGUUUUGAUGUGUGCAGGCCUGGUGAUGGGCAGAUCGCUCACAGUCUAUCGGAGGAUGACGCUUCUAUUAACUUCGACGCCUUCCAGAGACAUCAGAGUAGUAAAGACACCUUAAAGGCGGAGAAUGUCAUAGUGCAACCCCCCCAGUCGCCCAGCUCUUCUCAUCAGCACCAUAUGCCUUCUCCAAAUCUUAAGCCCUCUACCUCCUACUACAGCUCCUGA